Messenger RNA from Gopherus flavomarginatus (Mexican gopher tortoise), 1872 nucleotides. RefSeq names its product MPV17 mitochondrial inner membrane protein like 2 (gene MPV17L2). Gene Ontology annotation, biological process: mitochondrial ribosome assembly. Lineage: Eukaryota; Metazoa; Chordata; Testudines; Testudinidae. Gene Ontology annotation, cellular component: membrane; cytoplasm. The record is from RefSeq and is a predicted model, not a curated record.
AUGGGCCCACUUCCCCGGAAGGUGAAGGGGCAGCUCCGUCACGUGACUCAGACCGGGCCCACUCACGUGUCCGGAGGCGGAAGUGCGGGCCGGCCGGGCCGGGCAGAGGCUGAAGGGCGCCGAGCCAGGCGACGGGACCUUGCGGGCUCAGGCUACUGGAAGCCUUUUUUCAGAGGCCGGUUCCUUCUAGUUACAAAUACUGUGAGCUGUGGGGCUCUCCUGGCAACUGGCGACACCCUCCAGCAGACAUGGGAAAUGAGGAAGGACCCGGAGCGGAAGCGGGAGCUGGGCCGCACAGCUCGGAUGUUUGCUAUUGGCUGCAGCAUGGGCCCGUUAAUGCAUUACUGGUAUCUCUGGUUAGACAGAGCAUUUCCUGCAAGUGGAUUAAAAGGAAUUAAAAUUGUCCUGAAGAAAGUCUUCAUUGACCAGAUCAUAGCAUCUCCGGCCUUGGGAAUCUGGUAUUUUCUGGGGAUGGGAUCGCUGGAGGGGCAGACACUGGAGGAAAGCUGGGAGGAGCUGAGAGAGAAGUUCUGGGAAUUUUACAAGGCAGAUUGGUGUGUCUGGCCAGCAGCUCAGGUGAUUAACUUCCUGUUCCUUCCUCCCAAGUAUCGGGUGAUUUAUGUGAACGUGGUGACCUUGGGCUGGGACACAUACCUUGCCUACCUCAAACACAGGCACAAGCAGCCACUCAGUGCCGAAGCUGAGCUGAAGAGCAGCAUGCAGCAUCACCACACUGGGGUGAAAACUGGCAGCUGACAAUCUGUUUGCAAGGACUGCUGCUCUGGUUCCAUCUGUCCCUGGGAGAUGCCAAUCAAGUGCUAAUUCCAGAUUCAUUCCUUGGAGAGGGAGCUGGCUCCCAUGCAGCCCAGAAAAAAUAGCCUGAUCAAGUGAACAAAAUGCUUCCUGGAAACAAAUCACUGCCAUUGUCCUAUGGCCGACCCAGCCAGUGGGUGUGGAAGAGAAACAUGAGCGGGUCUCUCUGAGUUAGCAUUUACCUUCCGAGCCACAAACCCAGUGAGUGACUUUUUAAAAUGAAGAUUCACAUGCCAACAGGAUGCAUAACAUGACUUUCUUAUUCCUCCACUGACUUCUGGGAAAGUUGGGCAGGUGCGGCACAUUACUGUUUGCCACUAAGUGAGCCACGAUCCUUAAAAUAAUCCCAUGUCUUGGAACCAACUUACUUUAUUCUCACUGUGUCUGAAAACUGUAUUUUGCUAUAAAUGGUGAUGUGCCAAAUUGUCACUUAUAAAAAAAAUUAUGAGACCUUAAUGACAUAGCUUGUCUCUAGAAACAGUAACUGCACUCCAGUGUGGGAAUUUAAAGCUCAUGCUCUAGGAAGUGGGGGCUGCUCACUUAAAGCUGGAGCUAUGGGGUUGGUCUUCCUUGCAGCCAGGCUGAGUGGCUGCACACACUGAUCUAAGCUCGGGCUUGAAGGGGGGAGCCUGGAUCAGUCAGACCCAGCUUUGUAGAAAGAGCCCCCAGUCCAGGCUUAAGAGAAAACAGCAACGGAGUAGCUGGGGUCCCUUCCAUCACAGACUGGUGAGUGCGAGCCCAUGUGAGGCCUCGCAGAGCCAGGGCGUUCCAGGACUGGAACUAGUGCGGCACUGUGGUGCCUGAACCCCUCUGAUCAAGGACUCACCCACUGGGCCUGCUGAAAAUGAGCCCAAAUGACUUGUGAUCAGCAUUAAUUAAUUUAUUUCAUCACAACAGCUCUUGAAUACAGUGAUCGUUAGGAAAUUGUACUUUGACACAUUUGACAUUUGUACAGUACAGCGUAGUUUUUUCCAUAUAAGUAAACAUCACAAAAAUAGGAGGUUGGAUGUGUGUAUCUGUAAAGAGGGUUCACCAAGAAAAAUAAAUCAAGGGAAGCAA